AUGGAGUCACUCUAUCUUCAGAAACACCUUGGGACAUGUCUAACUCAGGGUCUUGCAGAAGUGGCAAGAAUUCGCCCAGUGGAUCCAAUAGAGUAUUUGGCAUUGUGGAUUUACAAGUAUAAGGAAAAUGUGACCAUGGAACAAAUGAAAGAAAAGGAAAUGGCCGAGUUGGAGCGUGAAAGAGAGUUAGCUCUUUUGGAACAGGAGAUGAUGGAGAGGCUCAAAGCAGAGGAGCUCAUGUUUCAGCAGCAACAGCUGGAGUUCCAGCUAGAGUUGGAAAUGCAAGAAAAAGAGAGAAGGAGAAUAGAAGAACUACAGAGAGCGCAAGAUCAAUUAGAGAAGGAGAUGAGAAUGAAUAUGGAAAAUAUGAUGAAGAGUGAAGAUACUUCACAUUCAGAGGAAGCAACAGCAGACUUAGGCAAAACACUAGCUGAAAUUAGCGAUCGGUAUGGAGCGCCUAACUUGAGCAGAGUGGAAGAACUUGAUGAACCAAUGCUGUCUGAUGUUGCAUUAAACAUUGAUCAAGAUUUGUAG
This is a messenger RNA of Loxodonta africana (African savanna elephant), 534 nucleotides long. RefSeq names its product DPY30 domain containing 1 (gene DYDC1). Gene Ontology annotation, cellular component: Set1C/COMPASS complex. The coding region runs from base 1 to 534 and encodes 177 amino acids. The transcript is spliced from 6 exons. The record is from RefSeq and is a predicted model, not a curated record. Lineage: Eukaryota; Metazoa; Chordata; Mammalia; Proboscidea; Elephantidae.